Penicillium oxalicum is the source of this 1140-nucleotide messenger RNA. RefSeq lists its product as uncharacterized. The record is from RefSeq and is a predicted model, not a curated record. The transcript has a single exon. Lineage: Eukaryota; Fungi; Ascomycota; Eurotiomycetes; Eurotiales; Aspergillaceae. The coding region runs from base 1 to 1140 and encodes 379 amino acids.
AUGCAUCCCAUCCAAAAAGACACAGAUCCACCACACACCGAGAGAGCACAUCUCUCCCAACAUCCCCAAACAAAUCACGAGAACCCAUGCAAAUGCCUUCAUCAAAGUCCAGCCUCACCAGGCAAGGAGGUGAAUCUGAAAAUUGUGAAAAAUCAAGACGACUUCAAGCAUCACCGUGUCAAUAUCAUAUUCAACGCUUUUCUGGAGAUUAUCUUCUUCGAGCAAGUACCACAAAAUCCUCUCGGACGGCACCACCGAGAAAGACUGCGUUUAUCGGAUUUGAUAGGGAGUCGGGCAAGCAUAGAAGCAAGAUCAUCAUCAUCUUCUUCUUCCCCUUUUGUCCAGGACGUCCACCACCAGACAACCCCAACUUCUAGCACUAACUCAAGUCCCAAAUCCCAAAAUCAAUCUCAAUCCCAAUCUCAAAAAGAAUCAACCCUCCACCACCCCCCUUCCAAACCCAACUUCCCACUCACCAGCCCAGACGGAAACUGGCUCCCUCUCAACUCCAUCUCACUCACCAGAUUACACGAUCAUCUACACCUCAUUUCCCACUCAUUCAAUCAUUCAAGCCAUACCAUCUGGUGGGAUCCUCGGCCAUGGAACACCGGUACAAAUAGCAUGAGUGAUAUUCACCACACGGUCAAGGGUGGUACCAAGCAGGGUCGCUUCCCCGUCACGGACCAGCGGAAUUUAGUCUGGGCUGUGUACCGGAGCUUUGAUGCACCCUGGCAUCGGUGGCGGGGUCGUAGGGUGAGUGCGGAUUCGCCGGUUGCGUGUGCGUGUGCGUGCUCAGAGGAGGAGUUUGGGGGGUUGCCGCGGUUUUCGAUUAUUGUUCGGUGUAAAAAGGUGGAGGGGGAGAAGGGCAAGGUUGAGGAUGAGGAUAGGAGUGGGGAUGUCGAGGCUUGUGCUCAUGAUGAUAUGGAUUUGAUGAUGGAUGGGAUUGGCAAUGAUGGUGUCGAUGAUUGUGCGAACGAGUUGAAUAGUAAUGCCUUGGAAUGUGCGAUGCAGAUCGAUAUCGACGAGGGGAAUGAGAGACUGGCAGGGGACAUUGUUCGGAGCGAUGAGCUGGAGAAGAUCCUUUGUGCGAUUAUCAAUGAGCCGCUUCUUGGGCAGGCAUCGCAAGGGGUGCAGUGGUGA